GGGGGGGGGGAAGGGGUGGAUGAGGCUUCAAUGAUGGUGGCUAUUCAUUUAGCCUACAAAUAUCUCCUGCAGAAGCAGCAUCAAGGUCAACAUCUUGUACAGACGAAGAGGUUACUAGGUAUAGUGAAACGUUUAGAAGAAGGCUUAUUCAGAACUGCUGCCACAAAGGAGGAAUAUAUUAACCUGGAGACUUUGGAGAGUCGUUUACAUGCUUUGAUCAAGUGCCUUCCUCGAAGUAAUCACAGUGAACAAUAUCCUCAACAUGACAGUUAUUCUUCCUCCAUUGGUACAAUGAUACCAACUCCUGGUAUGCCCCAAAGUGGAAGCUCAAGCUUGCUGGUUACCUCAUCUUCGAAGGCUUCUGUGAUCGCUUCUGGUGGUUCUAAUAGCGUUGCAUCCACAACUGUCGACAUGGGAAGCUCCAUUUCAACUGCCAAUGGACUUUCUGAUGGCAUACGCAGUGGUUCCUCGGAUUUGUCUGAUGGAACAUUGCGUAACGGAUACCAACAGUCACCUUCUAAUUUUUCCAUCAGUUCUGGUGGCAAUGGCAUUGCGUCGGCAAUGGAAAUACAGAGGAUGAAUAACCAAAUGAUACCUAUUCCUGGAUUUAAUAGUAAUAAUAAUCAGUCAUACAUGAAUUUGGCGUCUCGGAAUAAUGUUGGUGGGUUUUCGUGUGCUGAAUCUACAAUGCUGUCUCAGUCACUGCAACAAAGGCAGCAUGUUGGUGGUCAAAACAGUCAUAUAUUGCAUAACCUUGGCAGCCAUAUUGGUGGUGGUAUUAAGUCUGGUUUGCAGCAGAAAUCCUAUGGGUUUUCAAAUGGGGCCUUAAAUGGUGGGUUAGGAAUCGGGAGUAAUUUACAACUGGUGAAUGGUCAAGAAGCUGCUGAGGGCUAUCUGACAACUACGCUGAGUGGCAAUACACCCAAACCUUCGCGAUGUUACGAUCAUCUGCGUCCAUUAAUGCUGGGUGAUGAAUAUGGGAUGAGUACUGCUGAUUCUUCUGGGUCUGCAGACUCCUAUGGCUCUAUAAACGCUACCGGAUCAAUGAUAAAUAAUCAGAACUUGGGUCCAGUAAGCUUGCAGGCUCUACCGAAAACAAGCUCUUCUUUGACUAUUGGUCAGUCGAACUUGCACACUACUCAGCAGGCUUCAAAUGUGAAGCCUCAAUCAUUUGAUCACUCAGGUAAAAUAGACUUUCAGUCUCUACAUUCACUGCAAGAGAUCCUACAACCUAAAAAGGAACAGCUUCCUCAGUUUCAACAGCAACUUGUUCAACAUCAGCACAAACUGGGGCAACAAAGUAAGCAGCACCAGUUUGGGUUGAAGAAUGAUGCUUUUGGUCAGUCGAAGCUAACAUCUGAUCUGGGCAGUCAAACAAAGCCUGAGCCUGGGUUGGAGCAUCAUGCUAAAGUUCUGCAUUCACAAGUCUCUGAAAAGUUCCAACUUGCUGGGCUGCCGAACAAAUUCCAACAUUACUCUGCAGAAUUUGAUUCUAGAGGAAUUCAGUUGUUCUCUCUUCCACCUGGCCCACAGGAUAUUUGCUCUUCACUUGCUCAAACUUCACAAGAGAUACAACAUUUGUUGCAUCCAAGUCCCUUGGUUUCUGAUACUCAAAAUGAUUUCAGCUGUCUUCCCAGUGGAGUUAAAUCAGAUGCAGUACUGCAAGGUCAGUGGCAUACUAAAUCCCAAGUUGGUUCUCAGCUGAUGGGGAGCUUGUCAAAUGAUGAGGACGUUCAGAAGGAAUUCUGUCAGAGAAUAACUGGGCAAGAUGAGGCUCAGCGAAAUAAAUUAUCCUCAGAAGUAUCUGAAACUAUUCGUAGUAGAACACCAGAGCCCCCAAAUCCAAGUGGUGCUACGUGUAGAUCAAGUAAUCUAAACCGCGAUCGGCAGUUCAGGAAUCAACAGAAGUGGCUGUUGUUCUUGAUGCAUGCAUGCAAAUGUUCCUCUCUGGAAGGCAAAUGUCUUGAUGUAAAUUGCAUAAAUGCUCAGAAACUCUUGAAGCAUAUGAAACAAUGUAAUUCAGCUCAAUGUUCAUCUAGAGGUUGCCCUCAGACCAAGAUAUUAAUUAAUCAUUACAGGCAUUGUAGUGAUUUAAGAUGUCCUGUUUGCCUACCUGUAAAGAAUUACAAAAAGAUGCGCCCAAAGGCUUGCAGGCAUUCCAAUUCCAAUUCUGGCUUGUCAUGUUCAACCAAUGGAUCCUAUAAAUCCUAUGCUACCAGAGAAAGUGCUGGUAGAUUGACUUCGUUACUUGUUGAAACGCCAGAAGAUUUUCAAACGUCCCCGAAACGCAUGAAGAUUGAGCAACCUUCUCAAUCUCUUGCUUCUGAAAGUGAAAGUUAUGUCAUACCCGUUCCUGCAAUUACCGAGCCUCAUGUUCUCCAAAACGAACAACAUGUUGACAUUCUUAUGUCAAUGAACUCUGAAGUUUCUGAAGUAAAGAUGAAGGAUAAUGACACAGAUGAUACAUGUGUCCAAAUGCCUGAUGCUGAUCCUAUUAUAUUUGAUUAUCCUACUGGUUUUGCUAAGCAGGAAGGCAUUAAGAUUGAGCAAGAGGUGGACCAGGUUAAACUGGAGAAUGUGACACUGCCUGCAGAAAAUGUUGCUGGAACCAGGUCUGGGAAGCCAAAGAUAAAGGGAGUUUCAUUGACCGAACUGUUCACUCCAGAACAAGUUCGGGACCAUGUUAUAGGUCUCAGGCAGUGGGUUGGCCAGGGUAAAGCAAAGGCAGAAAAGAACCAAGCAAUGGAGCAGUCAAUGAGUGAGAAUUCUUGUCAGUUGUGUGCAGUUGAGAAGCUCACUUUUGAACCACCACCUAUAUUUUGCACACCAUGUGGUGCUCGCAUCAAGAGAAAUGCAAUGUAUUAUAUGAUAGGAGCUGGUGACACACGGCACAACUUCUGUAUUCCAUGCCAUAAUGAAUCCCCUGGGGAAACUAUCAUAGUGGAUGGAACUACUAUUCUGAAGGCAAGGCUGGAGAAGAAGAAAAAUGACGAGGAAACUGAAGAAUGGUGGGUUCAAUGUGAUAAAUGUGAAGCUUGGCAGCAUCAGAUCUGUGCACUGUUUAAUGGUCGAAGGAAUGAUGGUGGGCAAGCUGAAUAUACUUGUCCAAACUGCUAUAUAGCAGAAGUUGAAACAGGAGAGCGAAAACCCUUACCGCAGAGUGCUGUGCUAGGAGCAAAAGAUUUGCCUAGAACAAUUCUCAGUGAUCACAUAGAGCAGCGAUUAUUUACACGGUUGCAGGAAGAAAGACAAGAGAGGGCAACACUUCAAGGGAGAAGUUAUGAUGAGGUUCCAGGAGCUGAAGCCCUUGUAGUCAGAGUUGUAUCAUCAGUGGACAAAAAGUUGGAAGUGAAGCAGCGAUUCCUUGAGAUUUUUCAGGGAGAGAAUUACCCUACUGAAUUCCCAUAUAAGUCCAAGGUAAUAUUGUUAUUUCAGAAAAUCGAAGGUGCAGAAGUGUGCCUGUUUGGCAUGUAUGUUCAAGAGUUCGGAUCAGAAUGUCAACAACCAAAUCAUCGCCGUGUUUAUCUCUCAUAUCUGGAUUCUGUUAAGUAUUUCAGGCCUGAAGUUAAAGCUGUGACAGGAGAGGCUCUCCGUACCUUUGUUUACCAUGAAAUUCUGAUUGGAUACCUAGAAUAUUGCAAGAAAAGAGGUUUCUCAAGCUGUUACAUAUGGGCUUGCCCUCCACUGAAGGGUGAAGAUUAUAUUUUAUACUGCCAUCCAGAGAUUCAGAAGACACCAAAGUCUGAUAAACUCAGAGAAUGGUAUUUAUCAAUGUUAAAAAAAGGUGCAAAGGAAAAUAUUGUAGUUGGCCUCACUAAUUUAUACGACCAUUUCUUUGUAUCUACUGGUGAAUGUAAGGCCAAGGUAACUGCAGCACGGCUACCUUACUUUGAUGGAGACUAUUGGCCUGGUGCUGCGGAGGAUAUGAUCUAUCAGCUUCAACAAGAAGAGGAUGACAGAAAACAGCAUAAAAAGGGAAUCACCAAGAAGGCUGUUACAAAAAGAGCUUUGAAAGCAUCUGGCCAAACUGAUUUUUCUGGCAGUGCAUUGAAAGAUCUGCUAUUAAUGCAUAAAGUAAUUCCAUUGUCCAUUAUUUCAUGCAUGCACUCAUUGCUGUAUUUUGAUGAUAUCGGGGAACCGUUGGGUUUGCCAUCUGUGCAAAAAUUUUCAGCUCUGCGGCAAGUUGAGGUCAUCGAUGUACCUGCAGAUACAAAGGAUAAAGAUGAGAUUCUUGAGAGUGAAUUCUUUGAUACCAGACAGGCAUUUCUGAGUCUUUGUCAAGGAAACCAUUACCAAUACGAUACACUACGCUGUGCUAAGCAUUCCUCAAUGAUGGUACUGUAUCAUCUUCACAAUCCCACUGCUCCUCCGUUUGUGACAACAUGUAGUAUAUGUCAUCUUGAUAUAGAAGGCGGUCAGGGUUGGCGCUGUGAGAUUUGCCCGGAGUAUGAGGUAUGCAAUGCAUGCUAUCAAAAGGAUGGCAGAAUUGAUCAUCCUCAUAAGUUGACUACUCAUCCAUCUAUAGCUGAUCAUGCACAGAAUAAAGAAGCUAGGCAAUUACGAGUUUUGCAGAUUGACCCCAAUACGGUGAACUCAGAUGUAUUGGGGUUAAUAGGUCUUAACACUUGA
This is a messenger RNA of Ilex paraguariensis (yerba mate), 4629 nucleotides long. The record is from the annotation of a GenBank genome assembly. Lineage: Eukaryota; Viridiplantae; Streptophyta; Magnoliopsida; Aquifoliales; Aquifoliaceae.